This is a messenger RNA of Notolabrus celidotus (New Zealand spotty), 507 nucleotides long. RefSeq names its product polymerase (RNA) II (DNA directed) polypeptide L (gene polr2l). The record is from RefSeq and is a predicted model, not a curated record. Gene Ontology annotation, biological process: transcription by RNA polymerase II; transcription by RNA polymerase I; tRNA transcription by RNA polymerase III. Gene Ontology annotation, molecular function: DNA-directed RNA polymerase activity; zinc ion binding; DNA binding. The transcript has 3 exons. Lineage: Eukaryota; Metazoa; Chordata; Actinopteri; Labriformes; Labridae. The coding region runs from base 145 to 348 and encodes 67 amino acids. Gene Ontology annotation, cellular component: RNA polymerase I complex; RNA polymerase III complex; RNA polymerase II, core complex.
UAUUUUGAAAGAGUCGCACCGGAAGUCGUAUUGUUUUUGAGGCUGAAGAGGAGGGAAGCUACUUUUCACGUUCUCGCUUACUUAUUUUCAGGUUAAUAUAACUCCGAGGUGUUUAGUGAAUUGGACUUGUGAAGGUGUGCCACAAUGAUCAUCCCCGUCCGCUGCUUCACCUGUGGGAAGAUUGUAGGAAAUAAGUGGGAGGCAUACCUCGGACUGCUUCAGGCAGAGUACACUGAAGGUGAUGCUCUUGAUGCCCUGGGCCUGAAGAGAUACUGCUGUCGGAGGAUGCUCCUCUCUCACGUGGAUCUAAUUGAGAAAUUGUUGAAUUAUGCUCCACUGGAGAAAUGAUUGUGUGGACUUUUGGGGGACUGUGGCAUGGAGCUUUUUAUGUGUAUUAUAUUAAUAUGCAACAACAAUCUAAGACAAAUGUGAAAACCAAGGAAUUUUAGUUUGUGUAGCCAUUUCACAAUGCAUUCUUUUUUCUUAAUAAAGCCUCUAAAUGACAAA